AUGAAGAAUCACAUCAUCACUAUCGUCCUGCUCGCGCUCGUCGCGUUCAUCGCCACUCCGAGGAUCGUCAGCCUGUUGAAGGGACCUGCGGAGACACCCACGAUCUUCGCGGCAGGACUCACCCUCGAUCAAGCGGUGGAGCAAUCCGCAGCGACCGGGAAGCCGAUGCUGGUGCUCGUCACAGCGGAUUGGUGCCCCCCAUGUCAAGCACUCAAACGCGGGGCGCUGAUCGAUCCGGAGGUCGCUCAGUGGGUCCAGGACAACAUGAUCCCGGUCUAUCUUGAAGAUGGUACGAAUCCUGAUGCGAUCCGCAUGCUCCCAGUCCGCUCCUACCCGACGACUCUGGUCAUUCAGGAAGGCAAUAUAUUGGGUCAGUUCUCAGGCAAUAUCUCGGCAUCCAAGUUCCUUUCAAGCAUCCAGGACCUUACAUCCAAAUCUUGA
Molecule: messenger RNA, 441 nt
Organism: Symbiodinium sp. CCMP2592
Lineage: Eukaryota; Dinophyceae; Suessiales; Symbiodiniaceae
Source: the annotation of a GenBank genome assembly